This is a messenger RNA of Paramecium octaurelia, 1031 nucleotides long. The record is from the annotation of a GenBank genome assembly. Lineage: Eukaryota; Ciliophora; Oligohymenophorea; Peniculida; Parameciidae.
AUGUAAACUCUUGAUUAAAUUGUUGAGGAUCUCUUCAAUAAAUUUACUUUUUAAAAGCCCAUCCCUUGUCCACCUACACCAAUUAAACCUUAAAGAACGUAGUCUGCCUUCAGGAGAAAACCUCAAAAUCCAUAAUAAAUUUUAUAAUAGGCGACAUAAAUUGUGGAAAGAAAGCAAGUAAUGCUUAAUACAAUUUAAUCAAUGAAAUGUCAAAGAAGCUACACUGUUUGUAAGACUGAAGAGUCAACCAAACCUGUUAAAUUUGAAAGGUACCAAAUUACAUCUAAAUUGGCUGUUGGAGCAUUUGCAACAGUUUUUAAAGCGUAUGACAGAAUGACAGAUUCUUAAGUAAAAAUAGUAAACACAAUAGUUUAGGUAGCCAUCAAAAAGUAUAAUUCUAAUUUAUUGCAAUCAGAAUAAAAAAAACUACUUUUUAAAGAGACAGAGAUAUUGAGAAAGCUAGACCAUGAAAACAUAGUCAAAUUUCUAGGGACUUAUAAGAGUACUAUCGUCUUAGAAUUUAUAGAUGGAUAAACAUUAAGAAAUUAUUUGAAAAGUAAGUUUAAAAUUUAUUAUUUUCAGAUUAACCUAAUAGAAGAUUACAGGAAAAUGAAGCCAAACAAAUUUAUAGUUAAAUUAGAGAAGGAGUUAAAUACUUACACUCAAGAAACAUUUAUCAUAGAGAUCUCAAAGCCGACAACAUUAUGAUAAUCAAUAAUUAAGUUAAGCUUAUCGAUUUUGGUCUUGCUUCUGAAAAUUAGCUUUGUUAGGAUUACUGUGGAACACCUGCAUAUAUGGCGCCUGAAAUAUUUCAAAAAAAACCUUAUGAUGGAAAAAAGGCUGACAUUUGGGCCUUGGGAGUCUUAUUAUAUUAAAUACUAUGUGGAAAAGUCCCAUUUCCUGGUAAAAAUGAUGAAGAAAUCAUGUUAGCUUAAAUUCCUAAAUUUGUUUUGCCAAAAACAAUAAGCAGAGAAUUUCAAUAUUAGUUAUUACGACUUUUAGAUAAGGAUCAUACUAAGAGAAAAUUAUGA